UAUGAGUGACCUAGGAGUGACCUGGCUUUUCCGAUCUCAGUCCAGGGGCGCCACAUGGCUCCGGCGGCGCCCGUCGUCGCGGCGCUGGGCGACGACCUCCUCCGCGAGGUCUUCGUCCGCCUCCCCACCCCCGCCGACCUCCUCCGCGCCGCCGCCGCCUGCAAGCCCUUCCUCCGCGCCGCACGCAGCGCGCCGUUUCUCCGCCGUUUCCGCCGCCGCCACCCGUCCUCCUGCCCGCGCCUCCUCGGCUGCAUCCUCCUCUUCCCCAACCGCCGCCGUGGCAAGUUCCACCUCCUCCCCAUCUCUCCCCCACCAUCAUCCUCCUCGUCCGCGGCUUCGGCUGCCAACGGCUGCGGUGGCGACUUCGCCCUCUCCUUCCUUCCCGGCGGCGGCUGUCUGGGCCGGGGCCCCGCCACGUGGGAGCACCUGGACUGCCGAAAUGGCCGCCUCCUCCUCAAGAACAUGGGGUCCCAGGAUCUCGCCGUCGCGGACCCGGUCUCCCGCCGCUGCGUCUCCCUCCCGGCGCCCCCAACCGGACGCGCCGUCGGGUACGGCCUCUUCGCCGACCACGGCGACUCCUUGGAGUUCCGCGUGGUCUGCCUCUCGCGGGACGCCGCCUCGGGCGAGCUACGCGCGCUGUUCCUGUCCUCCGGCGAGCUCUCAUGGGCCGACGUCGCCGGCGCCCAGUGCCAGACCAAUCUCGCCGCCGGCUCCCGGGCGAUGCAGGCAAACCGGUCGCUGUACUGGAGGCUCGACGGCGGGGAGCUCAUGAUGGCAUUCAGCACGGCGUCCAUGGAGUUCUCGGUCCUGGACCUCCCGCCUGACUUGCGGGAGCUCAGCUUCGAUGCCGUCGACAGGGGGGAAGAGGAGGAUGUCAAUGUGCUCCAUCUGAUCACCAUGAGGGGCUUCCGCAUUGAGGUGUGGGCUGGCACGGUGGACGGUGACGGUGGGAUAGCAUGGAGGCGGGUGGAGAAGUCGGUGAGGUUCCACAAGGUGCUGACAGAGAUGAUCAAUCCUUCAGUGGAUUCGUACCAGCACGAGCUAGAUGUCAUCGGAGUGGCUGCUGGCGUUGUGUUCUUGCGGCAGUGGAAUCAUCUAUUCUCCAUUGAUCUUGAAACCAUGAGGCUCAAGAUGUUGCCCAAUAAGGAUUGCGCAGAGGCACUGAUCUAUCCUUACACAAUCGUGUGGCCGCCUUCUUUCUUGAAUCAGCAGGACAAGGCACCUGAUGAAACGGGGAACCAGUCAGUGGAAUAGGCUUCUUGUGAUACCAAGCUCCAUCGCAUGGUGAGGAGUUUGGCAGAGGCAAUGGUGGAAAAGGAAGGAACUUGAUUAUCGGAAUGAAGGCUUAGGAAUUAUCACUGCUCAGCUGCUCUAGUUGUGCUUGCAAGUUUCAGCCUUGUAUGUAUCCUAAGUAUCCUGUAUUUGUUUUCUAGGUUGGUAAAAUGUUUUCUCAAAUUCUGCCUGCCGUUGGUCUAGUAAUCAGUAUUAUUCCAUCUGGAAGUGUUGUAUUUAGUUUGUUUAACUAAGGUUGGCAGAAGCUUCGUACUGUUCAUAUAGUUAUAUUGUGCUGAUUUAUGUAUCACUUCAUACUGCUCAUAUGAGAAAUGACCGACCUAUCUCAGUUGGACUUGGUAUUA
Molecule: messenger RNA, 1637 nt
Organism: Panicum hallii
Lineage: Eukaryota; Viridiplantae; Streptophyta; Magnoliopsida; Poales; Poaceae
Exons: 2
Coding region: 55-1254 (399 amino acids)
Molecular function (GO): protein binding
Source: RefSeq, a predicted model, not a curated record